Molecule: messenger RNA, 1281 nt
Organism: Nezara viridula (southern green stink bug)
Lineage: Eukaryota; Metazoa; Arthropoda; Insecta; Hemiptera; Pentatomidae
Source: the annotation of a GenBank genome assembly
AUGCGUGUGAAGAAUGAUAUGGACGAGGAUGAGCAAGGCAAACUUUUUGUUGGUGGCCUUAGUUGGGAAACCACUCAAGAAAACCUACAGCGCUAUUUCAGUCGAUAUGGCGAAGUUAUUGACUGUGUGGUAAUGAAAAAUAGUGAAAGCGGCCGAUCAAGAGGUUUUGGUUUUGUUACAUUUUCUGAUCCUGAAAAUGUAUCUUUAGUUCUUCAAAAUGGACCACAUCAAUUAGAUGGCCGUACAAUUGAUCCAAAGCCUUGUAAUCCACGGACACUACAGAAACCCAAGAGGAGUUCAAGCUACCCCAAAGUGUUUCUUGGUGGUCUCCCAAGCAAUGUAACAGAAACUGACCUAAGGACAUACUUUGCUAGGUUCGGCAAAGUAAUGGAAGUAGUUAUAAUGUAUGACCAAGAGAAAAAGAAAUCUAGAGGCUUUGGGUUUUUGUCAUUUGAAGAUGAAGAGUCGGUGGAAAGGUGUGUUGCUGAGCACUUCGUCAAUUUGAGUGGCAAACAGGUGGAAAUUAAAAAAGCUGAACCAAGAGAUUCCAACAAAAUGAAUGACAACACUGGAGGAAGCUCAUGGGGUCCACAACAGGGUGGCCACAUGGGGAUGGGUGGUGGGAUGGGGAUGGGGAACCCCAGUGGUGGAAUGGGCGGCCCAAUGGGAGGCAUGGGUCCGAUGGGCCCUAGCAACAUGAUGCAAGGCUACCAAGGGUGGGGAUCGACGCCCCAGAGCGGUUAUCCAGGUUAUGGUACGCCGUCUGGACCAGGGGGUUACCAGGGUUGGGGAGCUCCUCCCGGACCUCAGGGGCAACAGAUGCCUCCUCAAUGGGGCUCUAACUACGGGGCUCCACCUCAACAAACUGGUUAUGGUUCUUAUGGUUCCAACCAAGCAGGCUACGGCAACAGCUGGAACUGGAAUGUUCCACAAAACGGCCCCGCGACCCAAGGUGGUCCUGGUCAAGGACCGCCCGGCCCACAAGAUGUUGCAGGAGACAUCUACUCACGGGGCGGUGGUGGUGCUGGCGGCGGCCCCUCGGGUCCUACGCCACCUGGAGCUGCAGCGCCGCCUAAGUCAACUGACUACACCGGGUAUGGUGGAUACACAGGCUACCAACAGGAUUCGACAAGUUAUGGCGGUGGUGGAAGGAGCUACGCAGGUCCUGAUGGUGGCGCCCAAGCAACCGGAGGUGGUGACGGCAGCUACGCAGGAGGACCUCAGCGACCCGCUCCUUACAACUCAACUCCGCAGCCUUACCAUCCCUACAGGCGCAACUGA